Molecule: messenger RNA, 1488 nt
Organism: Phytomonas sp. Hart1
Lineage: Eukaryota; Euglenozoa; Kinetoplastea; Trypanosomatida; Trypanosomatidae
Source: the annotation of a GenBank genome assembly
AUGACGGAGAAACAAGACGAUCCACGUAUUUUAUCUAAGCAGGAGCUACUAGUCAAUCAUAUCUCCAACCUUGAAAAAGACUACACGGUAAAGUCUCAUCUGGAGUACAGCUCCAUUCGUGCGGUUAAUGGGCCUCUAGUGAUUGUGGAGAAUGUCCGAAAGCCGACUUACGCGGAGAUCGUCAAGAUCGAGCUUGCGGAUGGCAGCAUACGACGGGGGGAAGUGCUGGAAAUUGAUGGUACCAAGGCGGUUGUGCAGGUUUUCGAGGGGACUUCGGGUAUUGACGUCUUGCACUCCAAGUGUGAAUUCACGGGAAAGGUGAUGGAGCUUGGCGUGAGCGAGGAUAUGCUCGGACGCAUCUUUAACGGCUCUGGAACGCCGAUUGACAACGGCCCACCGGUGCUCCCGGAGCAGUACCGUAAUAUCGAGGGUAUUCCUAUCAACCCGCGUGCACGUGUGUACCCCGAGGAGAUGAUUCAAACAGGAAUCAGCUCUAUUGACGUCAUGACAUCGAUCUCCCGUGGGCAAAAGAUCACUCUCUUCUCGGGGGCUGGUCUCCCGCACAAUGAAAUCGCCGCGCAGAUCGUGCGGCAAUCCGGUUUGGUAAAGCAUGGGGAAAAGGCUGAGGAGUUUUGUGUGGUAUUUGCCGCGAUGGGGGUGAACCAAGAGACGGCAAGAUUUUUUAGAAACGAAUUUCAGCAGAAUGGCUCUCUGGAGCGGACGGUGCUCUUUCUGAACCUCGCCAACGACCCGACGAUUGAGCGUAUCGUCACGCCGCGUCUGGCGCUCACUACGGCGGAGUACCUCGCCUACGAUUGUGGGAUGCACGUGUUGGUGAUUUUGACGGAUAUGACCUCCUACGCGGAUGCACUGCGCGAGGUAUCCGCGGCGCGAGAGGAGGUCCCUGGUCGACGUGGGUUCCCUGGCUAUAUGUAUACCGAUUUGGCGCGUCUUUACGAGCGCGCGGGCCGCGUGCUCGGCCGAGCCGGCUCCAUCACCCAAAUUCUUAUCCUUUCCAUGCCCAACGAUGACAUCACGCACCCUAUUCCAGAUCUUACAGGCUACAUUACGGAGGGGCAGAUUUGCAUCGACCGUCAACUGCAUAACCGACAAAUUUAUCCACCGGUGAAUAUUCUGCCUUCCCUUUCUCGUCUCAUGAAGAACGCCAUUGGGGAGGGAAUGACUCGCAAAGAUCAUAGUGACGUCAGCAAUCAGAUGUAUGCGGCAUACGCGAUCGGUCGUGAUAUCCUGGCCAUGAAGGCUGUGGUAGGUGAGGAAGCACUCAGUAGUGAGGAUCUUCUCUACCUAGAGUUUCUGGGGAAGUUUGAGAAGAAAUUCAUUCAGCAAGGGUUUCAUGAGACCCGGGAUAUCUUCCAGAGCUUAGAUCUUUGCUGGGAGUUGUUGCGCACAUUUCCAAAGAGUAUGCUUAAUAAGAUUGAGAUGAAGACGCGAGAUGCAUUUUAUGAUCGUCAACCGAUGCACUCAUAA